GCUGACCGAGCAUUAAUCGCGAGAAACAAAAAUAUUUUCUAACAAAAUUAAAUCUUACAAGUGAAAUAACGGUUUUUAUUAAUUUUAAAUGGUAUAAUUAAAGUUUAGUGACUAUGAAAACUGUUUAUCUGUAAACGAAUUAUGGCUGCACACAGAACUCUUACAUAGUUAAAUUCGGAUAAAAAUAUCAAUGUUCCCGUAUACAGAAAUGUUACCAGAUUAUUUCACUUCAUAAUUUGUUUAAUCUUAUCAUCAUCGAAACCAUGUGAUAAGGUGAGCCGGCACAUUCUAAUAAUCGCUGCCAAAGGGAAGACGUGAGUCUGAACGAGAGGGAAAACAAAAAGUUCGAAAGCAACUUUCUGUACUCAUCUAAAAUCAUGACUUCAAGACUUAAGUCCAUUUUUAAAAGACAAUCGUCUCAACCAAAUCGAUCAACUGAAAAUACUAAAAAUCAUUCCCAAGACAUUUGUGAAGAAAUAAACGAUAUGCCGAAAGUAACCUUUCUGAAUGGAGAUUUAAGUUUUCCUGAGGAUUCCAAAACGGCAGACAGAUCUGUCAUUUUGAGAAAAAAGCAUGGGAGAAGACGUCACAGAACAUCACUAGGAGCAAUAGAUGAAAUUUUACAAUGUGCAAUUUGCAACGAAAGGUUUAAAGUCCCUAAAAUGUUACCCUGUCAACACACUUUUUGCCUGAAAUGUUUGGAGAGUCAAGCCUUGAAUAAUAAAGAAACUCCUUUCAGAUGUUCGACAUGUUUUUUAAAAAUAGAAGACUGUUCACCGGAUAAACUGCCAACAAAUAUGUACAUUGAAAAUAUGUUAAAAAUCGUGGGUAAUACUGCCGAAAAAUCAGAAAAAAAUAUGCCGAGGAGUCUUGUCGUUAGUUUUGCAACUGAAGCAAUAAAAUGUUCUAAGUGCAGUGCCGUUUGCAGAAGUGAAAAUAGAUGUGAACAUUGCAGACAGGUAUUGAUGUUUUGUAUCAGUUGUAGUCCUGAACACGUGGAAGCUUUGAAAGAAGAACUGGAUGUUAUUGCAGAGCAUUUAGAAAAUACGGCUUGUAAAAUCGAUUCGAGAAUCAAAGAAUUUCGGAACAAAAUUGAUACGCUGAAAGAGAACAUUGACAAAGAGAUAGAAAGAAGAAUUUCUCAAUUAAAAAAAGAGUGCGAUGAGCGAUUACAAAAAGUAUCUGAAAUAUUGAUUAAAGGUGAAAAAUCAGCUGCGGAAAUAAAGCAGCGAAUUUUCAUUACCCAAGUGGAAGUAAUAGAACAAAAAUCGGGAAUUUAUGAUUCUAUAACGGAUGAUCAAGAAAAGAUUGGAUUCUACGGAUCAAAAAUCCCUCAUCCAUAUUUUCUAAAGAUCAAGAUUUUCCUUCACCUCCAUACAAAAAUGAUGGAACUUAUGGAAGUCGUCUCCGAUUGGGAACCGGAAUUUAGUAUUACAGAAUGUAGCAUGUCGAAAGCAAAAGAUCAUCGUUCAGAGAUAGCAAAAAUCAAGCCAAAUCUUAAUUUACAAUACAAAAUCAAGAGUUUUAUUCCAAAAGUAGUUAGCGAACACAAAACAAUGCAAAGACCGUCGGGACUCGCUUUUGAUUUGUCGAGAGACUAUGUGUACGUUGCUUGUUCAGGAAUUAAGCCAAAAAUUCUUGUUUUGGACAAAAAACUAAAAAUGUUGAGAAGAUUUCAGCAUGCGGAUAUGAUUGCUCCUCAGAGGGUUGCUUUUCUUGAAGACACUGACGAAGUUUACGUGACAGACAAGUGGAAGCACUGCGUCUUCGUAUUUGAUCGAAAAGGUGAAUUUUUGAGACAAAUGUGUAACAAGAGUCAAGAAGAAGGAAAAUUACGAAGUCCUGAAGGAAUUUCAACUCAUCCUAGACAGAGAUUACUUUAUAUUGCGGAUUCAGGAAAUGACAGAAUUGUAAUUCUCGAUUCAGAUGGAUCAUACCAAGGAUCUAUUGGUACCACAGAAACUUCCGCAACAACAGUAAAUAAAGCUGGCAAAGCAGUCAGUAUUUCUGUGAAUCACCUCAACCAACCAACGGACGUUGUUGUAUCUUUAACAGAAGUAGUCGUUGCUGACAGUGGGAAUCACAAAAUUAAGAUAUUCAAUCACAAGGGUAUACUUUUGCAUUCCAUUGGAGGCUUGGGUGUCAUGAGAGGUUUUUUCAGGUCACCGGAAGUUGUAAAACUUGACAACAAGGGCAACAUCAUAGUGGGUGAUUCUGGAAAUGGACGAGUUCAGAUAUUUUCUCGUCAGGGCGAAUUGCUAAAAUCGUUUGGUGAAAAGGGAAGUAAAGCUGGCCAAUUUAGUUGGAUAUCGGGUUUAGUAAUAAAACCAAAUUUAGAAAUUAUCGUGGCCGACAGUAAAAACAACACUCUACAAUUAUUUUGAACAAACCAACUAACCGUAGAAAACAAUUACGAAAAUAAUAAAAAAAGCGCUUAUAAGCAUAUAUUUUC
Belonocnema kinseyi is the source of this 2452-nucleotide messenger RNA. Its product is annotated as RING finger protein nhl-1-like. NCBI's taxonomy places the organism in Eukaryota, Metazoa, Arthropoda, Insecta, Hymenoptera, Cynipidae. Gene Ontology annotation, biological process: protein polyubiquitination; proteasome-mediated ubiquitin-dependent protein catabolic process. Gene Ontology annotation, molecular function: ubiquitin protein ligase activity; protein binding. The record is from RefSeq and is a predicted model, not a curated record. The transcript is spliced from 13 exons. The coding region runs from base 378 to 2384 and encodes 668 amino acids.